UGCGGCAUACAAAACCUUCGCUCCUCGCCACCGAAGAACCUCCAUCUCCGCCCUUUUCCACCUCUGCUUCCUGCCCUCUCCGCCCCUCGCAACCUCCGUCCGGAUCCAUCCCCGCUCGUUGCUACCGCCGCCUCCGCCCUGAGCCCCUCGAAUUGUUCUAGGACCCAAAACUUAGGGUUUGCGAUUCCACAUCUGUUUGAGUCCACCAGAGGAAAGCGGUGGGUCCACCAGCUCGAAUCCACCUCUGCAAUCCGGAAGCUCGUCAAGCAGCAACCCGGAAGCUCAUCGAGACGUGUUUCGCUAUGGAAGGAUGAAGUUCGUUCUCAUUCUGAGCUUUGUUGCUGUGUUUUCACGAAAGGAUCAAACAGAUGUGGCGGCGCGUGGGUUCUCUGUCUUUGUUGGUUGCGUCCUCCAAAUCGCACCACCUUAAUCGAGUACAGACAGCCUGUGGAUUUAACGCUUUGCAAAUGUUCAGCACUCAAGUUUUGGAUCAGGUAUCGAGUCAAUGUACAGACAGCCUGUGGAUUUAACGCUUUGCAAAUGUUCAGCACUCAAGUUUUGGAUCAGGCGGAAAGCAAAAUUUCUGAUAGAAGAAGGAUCCCAUUUGUGACUUUUGUUUUGGGGGGUCCUGGGAGCGGAAAAGGAACUCAAUGUAUGCGGAUUGUUGAUACUUUUGGGUUUACCCAUUUAAGUGCUGGAGACCUGUUGAGAAAAGAAAUUUCUUCUAACAGUGAAAAUGGUUCCAUGAUUUUCAAUACAAUCAAAGAAGGGAAAAUUGUUCCAUCAGAAGUGACUGUUCAACUAAUUCAAAAGGCCAUGGAAGCCAGCGAUAAUGAUAAAUUUCUUAUUGAUGGUUUCCCAAGAACUGAAGAGAAUCGUAUAGCAUAUGAACGAGUUAUUGGUGCUGAACCAGACAUUGUGCUCUUUUUCGAUUGUCCUGAAGAAGAAAUGGUGAAACGAGUAUUAAACCGUAAUCAGGGACGAAUUGAUGAUAAUAUAGAUACUGUCAAGGAAAGGCUGAAGGUCUUCGCGGAACUAAACCUUCCAGUCAUCAAGCACUACUCCAAGAUUGGAAAACUUUGUAAGAUUGACGGUACUGGAUCACAAGAUGAAAUUUUUGAGAGGGUUCGCCCAAUUUUUGCAGCAUUGAGAAACCGGAAAUCUGGUGACCAAGUGAAGACUCGCAGGCCUCCAUCAAAGCCCUGUUAUCCUUGUUCGCCAUUAGUUGAUCAAGUUGCAAUGUUAACUUUAAAUGCUUUGUUGCUGUGUUUUCGUGAAAGGAUCAAACAGAUGUGGCGGAGCGUGGGUGCUCUGUCUUUGCUAGUUGCGUCCUCCAAAUCGCACCACCUUAAUCGAGUGCUGACAACCUGUGGAUUUAACGCUUUGCAAAUGUUCAACACUCAAGUUCUGGAUCAGGCCAUGGAAGCCCGCGAUAAUGAUAGGUUUCUUAUUGAUGGUUUCCCAAGAACUGAAGUGAAUCGUAUAGCAUAUGAACGAGUUAUUGGUGCUGAACCAGACCUUGUACUCUUUUUUGAUUGUCCUGAAGAAGAAAUGGUGAAACGAGUAUUAAACCGUAAUCAGGGACAAAUUGAUGAUAAUAUAGAUACAAUCAAGGAAAGGCUGAAGGUCUUCGCGGAACUAAACCUUCCAGUUAUCAAGCACUACUCCAAGAUUGGAAAGCUUUGCAUGAUUGACGGUACUGGAUCAAAAGAUGAAAUUUUUGAGAGGGUUCGCCCAGGUUUUGCUGCACUGAGAUGUGGCGGUGCGUGGGUUCUCCGUCUUUGCUGGUUGCGUCCUCCAAAUCGCACCACCUUAAUCGAGUAUGUUUCUGGUUUUGAUUUUUCGGCUUACUUUCAUACUUCCGAUGAGAUUUUUCACGGACGAAUCGAGUGUUCUUCUCUCAUCAGGUGCAAACAACCUGUGGAUUUAACGCUUUGCAAAUGUUCAGCACUCAAGUUCUGGAUCAGGAAUUUCGGGACGGGGGCAGACACGAGGGGUCGGGUUAGCUGGCCCGGCUACCGUGGGAAUAUGAGCGCGGAGGAGGCGGCCGGGUUCUCGGUGGCGGGACUUAUUGCGGGCCAGGAAUGGCUGCCGAAGACAGGCGUGCCUUUCACUGCCGGGCUGUGA
Messenger RNA from Striga asiatica, 2127 nucleotides. NCBI's taxonomy places the organism in Eukaryota, Viridiplantae, Streptophyta, Magnoliopsida, Lamiales, Orobanchaceae. The record is from the annotation of a GenBank genome assembly.